Molecule: messenger RNA, 633 nt
Organism: Notodromas monacha
Lineage: Eukaryota; Metazoa; Arthropoda; Ostracoda; Podocopida; Cyprididae
Source: the annotation of a GenBank genome assembly
CAGAUUCAAUUCAGGCCUCGCAAAGCAGAGUCUGAAGGAGGAGAUUCUGGACAAGGAAGUUCAAGAGGAGGUGUUCAUGUAUCUGUUCUUGGAGUUUCAGAUCAAGGUAAGGUUACCAGUGUUCUCCAGAAGAUUGGCGCAGAUCCAAAGCCCAAUAAGCCAAAGAAUAAACCAAAGACUGCACAGAGUCCUGUAACUCCUACAACUGAAGAUUCCAGUCCCUCAAAACCUGAAGAGGAAAUGACUGCAUCAGUGACCAAGGGAAGCACACAAGCUGCAAAUCAUGCAGGUAACCAAGACAAUAAAAACUCAACUGCCACAGCAGUAACAGAAGGAGAACCCAAAGUAGAAGAAAACUCAAAUAGCACAUCAAAUAACCAAGAAACUACAAUUAGUGCUGAGGCAACAGUGUCAGAGGAAGGCCAAGUGCAAGAAACAUGUGUAACAGAGCCAGGAAACGAACCAGAGGAAGACACAAGUGUAACUGAGCCAGACAAUAAAGAGGAGGAAGACACAAGUGUAACAGAGCCAGAAAAUAAACAGCAGGAAGACACAAGUGUAACAGAGCCAGAAAUUAAACAAGAAGAAGAAGCAAGAGUAACAGAGCCAGAAAUUAAACAAGAAGAAGAAGCA